Molecule: messenger RNA, 2730 nt
Organism: Diaporthe citri
Lineage: Eukaryota; Fungi; Ascomycota; Sordariomycetes; Diaporthales; Diaporthaceae
Exons: 4
Coding region: 1-2730 (909 amino acids)
Source: RefSeq, a predicted model, not a curated record
AUGGGUUUCUGGAAUGACUUCAAGGCCGGUUACCGCAGGGGUUACCGCCAAAGUUUUGACGCAUCGUACAAUCAGGCGAUGAGGCUGUGCCCCGAAUGCCGAGCCAUUACUUUGAAGUCUUCUGCCGAGCGCAGACUUGUCCGGGAAUACCCAAACAAUCAAGCCCUGUACGACAGCGCAAAAACUGGAUGUGUCAUUUGCCUUUUCAUCCUUCAACGCAACAUCAAGCAAGACCGCGUCCGAUUCACAGGCGACGACGUGCUUGAACAGGCCAACGUGGACGCCCCGAUAAAGAUCUUUCAGACACUCGAGCAUGGACAGCACAAUCUCGAGUGGGAGUCAGAUGCCACCCUCGAGUUUCCUGGAGGCGCCUCUGCUGGCAUGUUCUACCGUGAAGUGUUUGGUGGUCUCGUUGCUGAUGACGGCAAGUCGCAGUCCUACUCCAAUUUAGGAGCCGCAAUCAGCGGACGAAGGAUUCACAGUGACGCGCAGACCAAAGAGAAUUUGCAGCGGGCCCGGUCAUGGCUCGAGACGUGCCUAGAUUCCCACCCGAAAUGCAGGUCAGAAAUCCCACAUCUUCCCACUCGCGUCAUCGACGUUGGCUCGUCAAACAAACACACGAAACUCGUCAUCACCGACGGAAAGACCUCAAAGCCAUACGUGGCUCUGAGUUACAGCUGGGGGGAAAGCCCAAACCUGCGGCUCGUCGCCAAGAACUUGCUGUCCUAUUCGCAGAGAGGCAUUCCGUUCAAGGCAACGCCCAAGAGCGUGCAAGACGCAGUCGCCAUCACCCGUAUCCUCGGGAUACGGUAUCUCUGGGUUGAUGCCCUAUGCAUCAUCCAGGACUCAUCUUCGGACUGGGACAAAGAGGCGGCCAUGAUGGGGGACAUAUAUUCGAACGCAACGGUAGUUAUCAAAGCUGCCUCCACCGCCGACUGUCAAGACGGGCUUUACCGGGCACGAGAGAGCGAUGAACUUGCGGACUUCAACCUGAAGAUGGAGUUGGAAGACAGAUCCUUGGGGUUCGCCUCGUUAAGGAUCGAGUCUCUAGUAACCGAUGAGCCUCUUGAUGGUCGUGGAUGGUGUCUGCAGGAGUCAUGGCUUGCUCGCCGCAUGCUCGUCUUCGGCUCGCGGCAGACUUGGUGGGAGUGUCCGACUUGCACGCUCACUGAAAGUGGAGGUGCGCAGGUGCAUGGCAAGCUUGGGCCUGCCCCAUUUCACAAGCCUACGCAUUUCGUAUAUGGAGGCAAAGAUGAUGAGGUGAGAGAUAGGUAUUCGUGGGAAAACGUUGUCCAAGACCUCACCUCACGGACUUUCACUUACGCUGAUGAUAAUCUGCCGGCCCUCGCUGGGAUAGCGAAGCUAUUUCACAGCACUAGUCACGUUGGGGACACAUAUGUCGCUGGCUUGUGGAAGUCUGGGCUGCCUCGGAACUUGAUAUUCACCGUUAGUCCUCAUAAAGCCCAGAAUCCAGCCGAAGACAGACCGGCAGCGUACCACGCCCCUUCAUGGUCAUGGGCAUCAACCAGCGGAACUAUAUACUGGGAAAAGCGACAGCACGCGGAUGACGAAGAAGACCAAGACAAAGAUGAAUAUCGAGAGGGGGAUGGGAACGGAGAACAAAGUAGGGACGAAGGGCAAGAUGCCCUUGGGGAUGAUGUCUAUGCCUCAGUGAAGUCCUACCAGGUGACCCCCAAAGGGCCUGAUGGCUUUGGGAAAGUCGAAACCUUCGGCUCCAUCACGCUUACCUCAAAGCCUCCCGAGUUCAAGGGAGGUCUCUGGACAUCGUGGAUCCCGCUCACGACGACUUAUUCAGGUCAUGCUUCACAAUGUACAUCAAAAUUCUGGCAAUGGGACGUUAGCAGUGGUGUGCUAGCCUGGGAUCCUGGGUUCGGCGUCAAGGUGAGCUCGGGCCUGCGUUGCGUGCCGCAGGCGGCCACGACCUGGUGGGAUCAGACGUGGCUGGGCCCCACGACCGAGACUGUCGUCAGUAUCGGGCCAUUUACUUGCCCUGAAGCCUUCACCCAGGUGGCCACGUCCGCCGUGGACGCGCAUAGCACGCAAGUGGCGUGCUGUCCAUCAGGCUACUUGUUCGUUGACUGGAUGCCGGCCGGGGUUGCCCGGCAGUGUUAUAGCGAUGUCUCCGCAGACGCCCUCGUCGUUGUCCACACAAGAGUCGAGUGUGACAAGUGGACUCAGGCAACGAUCCAGAUAAAUACGUCACCAACCAUCUGGGGCGCUCACAUAAACGGCUGGGUCUUUGCUGCUGAGCAGACGGCCGCGACGUCUCAAUCAUCUGAGACAACAUCCCAAUCACCGGAGACGACAUCGCCACCAUCCGAGACAGUAUUUCGAUCCUUGCAGACCACAUCUCAGUCAUCCGGGACAAUAUCGCCUCCCUGUUUCUCCUGCAACAGCAGCAAUAGCGACAAUACCAAAAGCACCGGGAUAGGUGUUGGGGCCUCGUUGGCCGCUGUCGGCAUUGCAACCCUAAUUGCAGGGCUGAUCAUGAUGCUCAGGUCGAAAAAGAUAUUGCGUGCUGCACGAAACGGAGAAGAAAUGCCCCAAAACACAGAAAUACCCCAACAGGACUCUCGAAACAGCCACGAGCGGCCUGUUUCUCCAGCCGGGGAUAAUGUUCAUGCUCGUCAGCCAUAUGGCAAACCAGCCGGCGAGCUCUACGGUUCCGACCCUACCUUGUUCCACGCCGAGGCGCCCGCUCCACAAUAG